UGUCCGACAAAUUGUGCCAGCGCGCUUUCAUUGAAAGCGAACGAGUGCUUUCAGAUCCAAUGCAAGUGCUGCCGCUGACACGCUCGUAAAGACUAGGCUAAUCGCGCGGAUUAAACGUACGAAACAGGCGCACACACCUCCGGCUCUUACAUAAAUAUAUGUCGUCUAUCAAGUCAAAACCUCGCACUUCCGCCUACUAAAAACUUCGCGGACAUCAACGGCCCACGCUCGGGCUGGCCUGCCCCUCGAUAUGGACACGAUACAUGGUCAACAUGGCGUCCUCCCUCCCCAAGACAGACGCAGAAAUGGCUACGAGACAGAUCAGCUCGAAACAAUAAUCUCAUUUCUUCCCUCCACAUACAUCAAGCUCGCGGCAGGUAGACGCGGAACGGCUGCCGAUGGCAGCAGAAGGAACACUUCGAACAGCGACGAACGAAUAUUUCAUCUCCCGAAGAACAAAACGCAAGCUUAUCGAAAUAUUCAUCGUCACUCCGACCGUGGAAUAACAUCAGAGAACGCCCAUAACGAAGAGCCAACGGUCAAGUAUAUAGGGAAUCCCUGGCCGUAGCGUUAGCGCCACCGUGGACCCAACGGUGCCGGCAAGCCCUGGUCCUUACGCCGUGUCCCUGUGCUCGGGGAGCGCGCUGCGUACGGCCACUGGCCCGGCCGCUCGGCUGCUGUGAGUGCCGUGUGCACACACCUACUCUAAUUGGUUGAAUUGCGUCACCUAGGCACGGGUGAUUCCCCAACAGACGAUAUACAGUUAGGAUAGGGUAGGGGUAACCCGGCAGUCCGUGGGCGCUAUCGAGACGGCGAGACGUGUGCUCGGGCGCACUGACCUUUUUCGCGCUUCCCGCCCAGCUGAUUUUUGGCGGGAACAGAGCGCGGGACAGGGCGGGCUACGUCUCCAUGGCUCGCGACGAAUGUUUUCGGAAAGGAGUGAGUGGCUCUACUUGUGUUCCUUGGCGGAUGGGGAAUCGAUGUGUCGCAGUUUCCCGCGCUUCUUCUGUACGAUGCGAUGUCCGGUGGUCGCGUUGGACAGCGGAUACAAUGCUUAUCGUGCCUCGAGUGUCGUGCGAAGGAGGUUUGCAAAGGAUUGCUCUGUGACGUCAGCACGCAGCCUUCAGCAUCCGCGCAAUGAGCGGUAACGCUUCGCGACCACGGGUAAUGGCCUCGAUUGACCUGGCAUCGGAGUUGGUCAGCGUGUUCGAGUGUCCCAUGUGCCUCGAUCCCAUCAAGCCGCCCAUCGCCCAAUGCAUGAACGGUCAUCUGCUGUGCUUCCCGUGUCGCAAGAAGAUCACCAACUGUCCUCUGUGCAGGGAGCGGAUCAGCAGCGUCCGAGCGUGGGCCAUGGAGAAAGUGGCUGAAAAGCUUCCCUACCUGUGCAAGUACUCGAAUCAUGGCUGCACCGCUCAGCCAAUCCUGCGUGACAAACAGGAUCACGAGAAGACGUGCGAUUACAGGCCCUGUCCCUGCUUAUUCACGGCGAAGGACUGCAAGUGGACUGGCGCUUCAAAAGAUAUGAUGCCGCACAUCCAUGAAGCCCACCGCAGCUUGCCCAUAGUCCGUGGCAAGAAGGCGGAGUUCGUCGUCCAAGAUGGACAGAUACCGUGGAGCAACGAGCGGAUGACGGUUCAGUCGUGCUUCGGGCAGCACUUCGCCACCGUCCUCGCGAUGCAGCACGUCGGCGGUUUCAAGCUGCUCCACGCGCUGGUGCUGAUCUUGAACACGCCGCUGGAGGCCCGGAACUUCACCUACCAGCUGCAGAUGAGGAAAGGCGAUCGCACCCUCAAGUGGACGUCCAGGCCCACUUCCGUCCUGGAAGGUGUCGAGGCCGCCAUGGCGCGAGGAGACGGCCUCGUCUUCGACGCGCGCAACUUCGCCGUCAAGCUGACCGUCGAAGUCACCCUCAAGCGGUGUCCGCCGUCGGCCGGGAAGCGAGAAUAGGACGGCGACGGCAGGGACAGCUACUUUCGGAUGUUCGGUCCCCCGGGAAAGAGGUCCGUGGGGUCCGAGACGAAGAACGUGAGCCAACCCUAUUGCAAAAACCAGCGUCUUCCAGUGUGAAACCAGGGCGUUCUUUGGCAUUGGGUCACACUGGGUACGCUUGCGCUCGAUGGGACUCACUGGGACACCAGUGAGAACGCUGGAUAAGAGAGAGCUGGGUGACACUGGAAGAGACGCUGUUUCCACUGCCAUGACGCUGGGGCGCACUGGUUUGUGCUGUACAGGCGCUGGUUUUCGCUGCACUUCGCUGGUUCGCACUGUAAACUGCGCUGGUUUUGUUUGUUCCGCGCUGGUUCCAGUAUACGCUAGGACGAGCGCUGCAGAAUAUUAAAUGCUUUAUGCAAUUUCAUCGCUUGAUACUAGUCUCUUGUCCUAAAUAACGCUAUAUCUUGGGGUCAUAAAACCCUAUUUCGUGUCUGAGCUUGGAAUAAAGGCGUGUGAGCUGCCCUGUUUAUUCAUGGACAUUUGACACUGAAGAACACUUUCGUUUUUUUUAUUUUCCCUCUUGACUGGGCGGAUAGCUAAAUUCUUGAACGAAACCACGUAAACGCAGAGGACGCCGCGUUUUUUAGUAGUUCGCACGUAACGUAUGACUGUGAGUUGUCGCCGUUGUCGCAGUGUUGUGGAGUGGACAUGAAAUGAAGUCGUUCGAUCAGACGCGCGCGAACGGACCCCGAGUUCGAAGCCUAUCGCUGACUGAUAUUAUCCCACCGAUAACAAAGCUGCGGUGAUUCGUGCGCUUCCACUUUCCCCAUUGUACCAAAAAAAGUUAUGAGGCUCAAAUACACACAUUUUAGCUUUCGCCAGCUACCCGCGCCGAGAUCGGUCCCCACCGAAGCUUAGGCCUAGCGUAUCCGCCGAGUCCGUCUUCACGCUAUCGGCGCGUCUAGGCUCAGGAAUCAAGAAGUCUAACAAGGAUAAAUCACUCUAUAUUUCAGCUUUCGCAUCGGUGUUCUUGAACAAUUGUUUCAUGUCUACAGUGCCAGCACAAGCAGCGAUGACCACAGAUGUGACGCGUCAUAAACACAGGUAUAUGUGCUAUCGCCGAAGGCUCCCAGCACUAUAGCCUGCGCUUCUCUGACGAAGAUAUGACUAGACAGACGUGUUGACUGAAAGGCAUCACUGAACUAAGAAAACGUUGCAUAUCCAUCGCGUGAAGAACAAGAAACGGCUUUCGAAAUCGGAAGUAGCCCAUACAGCAUCCCGUGUCGGAGGUUCAUUUAGGACUUUUUUCGAAGUUAAAAUACCAAUCGCAAGUGAAAAUCGAUGUUGUGGCACUUCCGAGCAUGCUAAUGAAUACGGACAGCAAAUGUUUCUUUGUAGUACAGGCGUGAGUUUUAGUUGCUGGACGAUAGCGCAUCUACCAUGUCUGCGCAAGACGUAGCUCUGAGAAACUAAAUCUGCUUCUCGAUUUUGACAUGUCAAAUUAUCCGUUUAUUCUCGUCUGCUGGCCUUGAAGAUGUAGACUUGAUAUCGACGCAUGAAGGCCAGGCAAUGUACACUCCCUUUCAGCGAGGCAGUCAUGCUAGAUUGGACCUUGUAUAUGUUCCUAUCGAAUGUUCGCUGUUAUGUUCUGACUACCAGACGAUCUAUGUCACUUUUAGUGAGCAGUGCCUAGUCAUGGUUACAAUCGGUACGAAGAGAAUAGCUGCGAAAUUUAAUUGGGACUUGUGGAAGUUUAAUGAUAAAUUACUGGAAGAUAUAGAGUACGUGACUAAAGUCGAGGAUUAUAUAGCGAACAUGCUGUGAAGUAACUCCGCAAGUUUUACGCAAGUAUGGGAGCAGUUCAAGUGCGAUAUUAAAAUAGCUGCUAUUGAUAGAUCAUGUGCGCUUCGGCGAAAAUAAAAACGAGUAAAAGAGCUGCAGAGUGCCCUAGAUUUUAUGCUAAGUAUGGAGUGCUACGAGCCAGGAUUGUUCACAAAAGAAAUUAAAGAGUCUAAAACUAAGCUCGAGGCAAUAGACGAAGAAAUGUACCGCGGCGCAGUGAUAAGGGCGCGUAACGAAAAACUGUGGUCCGGAGAGACGCCCACCGAACGCGCGCUCUGUGAUGGCACGCUCUGUCGAAAGAGAUAACAGAAAUAUGCUAUCGAAACGAAAUCACCAAUCGAAGAGAAAUGAUCAAGCAGGCAUUCGUCGAACAUUACACAGAUAUAUUCAGCCUUAAUACACCAAACACUGACUACUUCAGAACAGAAUUCCUAUCGCUGAUGCCGAGAUUAGACGGCGACCUUGUGCACGCUCUAGAAGCCUGUAUUACAGCCGAGGAAAUUGAAUCAGCGAUUCUGGAGCUUAGUUCAAACAAGUCUCCUGGGCCAGACCGUCUCGGUGCAUCUCUAUAUAAGGCCUUUAGAACAGAAAUGGCAGUCGCACUUGAAAGGCUGAUUAGCGAAUUCUGUGAAAUGAAAGCAACUGCUCCAUCCUUCCGAGCAUCGCACGUAGUACUAAUUCCUAAAACGAAUGAUUAGAUUAAGUUACAGUCUGUGACUCAUGCCGUCCCAUCAGCCUAACAAACGUGGACCAUAAGAUAUUCAUGAAGAUUUUAGCUCGACGCCUUCAAAGUGUUAUUAAGUCACUUGUAGGGUAGCAUCAGACAUGCGACAUAAAAGGCAGGACAAUCUUUACCAAUGUUCACUUCACACAGCUAGAACUGUCCUCGAAUGCUGCGACGGAAUGUAUGGGCGCGUGGCCAUGUUGCAAUUAGAUCUGCGCAAGGCUUUCGAUAAAGUCAUGCACGAAGUUUGUUCUCAAUCCUAGACCAUAUCCACGUUGGAACCGUUACUACAGAAGGCGUUAAAAUGAUGCACAAUGGUUUUAUAGCGAAGCGGACAAUUAAUAGGCAGUUAAGUGAUGGUAUUCCUGUGCAGUCGUCUGUGAGACAAGGCUGCCCUUUAUCUCCCCUGCUUUUCGCUCUCUACGUCGAGCCCUUUUGUUUGCGGCUGCUGAAGAGCCCAAACAUCCGGGGUUACACUUUUCAUAAAACUGAAGUUCGAGUUUUAGCAUAUGCUGAUGUUUUGUACGAACCAUGACAGUGUUAAAGCAGUUGUACAAGAGGCUGUAAAAUUUUGUACUGCAAGUGGAAGUGCUAUUAACUGGAACAAGUGUCUUGGUUUUUGGCAUGAGAAUUGGCAAUACAAGCCUGAGACUUUUUGUAACAUGCAAUGGGCGGUAACACCAGGCACCUACCUAGGUGUGCCACUUGAACAUCAUCGUGAUAGCAAAGAAUAUUGGGGCAAUGAAGCAGUGCGACUGAAAACCCAGACCGGCUAAUGGGGAGGGCAUAAGUUUUCAAUGUUUGCAAGAGCCACCGCGUGUAAUUUGUUUUAGUCGCAAAAAUUUUUUGCGUGAUGCAAGCGUUAUGUCUGACGAGGAUGUCUGUGCAAAAGCUGCAUAGAGUAUUCGCGACGUUUAUUUGGGCUUCAACAAGGGACCGUACAAGUCGUAGUAAUCUGUUCCAUAGAGUGUUGAAUGGUGGGCUGGGGUUGUCACAUCUGUUCCUCAAACAGAUUGUAAGCAGGUUUCUUUUUUUUUGCGUGAUCAAAAGGAUGCUUUUCUGAGAACAAUGAUUCAAGCUCGACUGCGCGAUUCAUUGCCUGAUUAUGUAGUGUCGUCCAUGUAUACGGGGCCAAUGCCUUUAAGUGCUUUUUUUUUUUUGCGUGAAGUGGUCGCCUCUUUCCAAAUACCAAAAGCAAGAUU
This is a messenger RNA of Dermacentor andersoni, 5700 nucleotides long. RefSeq names its product E3 ubiquitin-protein ligase Siah2-like. Gene Ontology annotation, biological process: proteasome-mediated ubiquitin-dependent protein catabolic process; multicellular organism development. Gene Ontology annotation, molecular function: zinc ion binding; ubiquitin protein ligase activity; ubiquitin conjugating enzyme binding. Gene Ontology annotation, cellular component: cytoplasm. The record is from RefSeq and is a predicted model, not a curated record. NCBI's taxonomy places the organism in Eukaryota, Metazoa, Arthropoda, Arachnida, Ixodida, Ixodidae.